Molecule: messenger RNA, 2828 nt
Organism: Xiphophorus hellerii (green swordtail)
Lineage: Eukaryota; Metazoa; Chordata; Actinopteri; Cyprinodontiformes; Poeciliidae
Product: cephalotoxin-like protein
Exons: 2
Coding region: 77-1975 (632 amino acids)
Source: RefSeq, a predicted model, not a curated record
AUCUCUUUUAUCUAAAUAAGUUUAACCUUUACACAGUUUGGUAAAUAUUGGUGUUUAUUGCAUCAUACGUCCUGAAAUGAAUGGAAAGUCUGUUAUUCAGAGGGAGAGGUCAGGCGAUCCAGCUUCCUAUAAAAUGCCUGGUGGAUUCCUGUUGAAACACAACCUCAGGCUGCACAACUCAAAGGAGCUGCUGACCAAAUCACCUCUGGAAAACCUCACUGGACCAAAUCCCAGCUCUGCUCUCUCUGCAGCUAUGGCUCCAAAGAGGUCAGCUUCAAUGCUGUUGGCUUCAAUGAUUCUUCUUCACUGGGCGACUUUCUCUGUGCGGUCAGAUCCUUCAACCUCAGCCAUUGGCAUACCUUAUGAGAGUAGAGAGAAAACAGAGAAGACCCUAAAUGUUGCAAAGGAGUCUCUGACUCUCUUUAAAGAUGCCAUGGGAAGUAUGGACUCCAAGAAGCUGUCAGAUGUAAUGAAAGGCAUCUCCAGCUUUGCUAGUUUCGCACCAGGAGUUGGAGCUGUGGUCUUCUCUGUCGUCAAUAUGGUCCUGGCCUUUAUCCCUCAGGAUGAUCCGGUGCUGAGUGAGGUAAAGAAAGGUUUUGUUGAGGUAAACCAGAAACUGGACUCUCUGUCCAUUAAGAUCUCCAACCUGGCAACAGAUGUAGAAUGGUUCAAUUACGCCAGCGUCUAUUCCAGAGACGAACUUACUAUCCUCAACACCUUUGAGAAGUUUGGUGAGUUUCUGCAUAGAACUGAAUCACAAAGUCCUGAAGAAACAUCUAAGAAAACUAAAAUGUUCACCAGCUACUAUGAAAGUUCAGGAGCUGAGUCCAGUGUGUCCAAUCUUUACCGUUACCUGACAGUGGACAGCACGUCUCUGAGCGAAAACCUCAACAGUCUGCUGAAGAAGAAGUUUAAAUGUGACGUUUAUAUGAUCAGCAGAUAUAACCUGUACUUGAGCAGCUUGUUUUGGAAAGGGAUGAUACUCAACCAGUUCUACUGGAAACUGACUGGUGUCAAAAGCAAAGCAGCUGAACCUGGGCAGAUGUUCAAGAAGGUCUCUGAAGCCCAGUUAUCAGCUGUGGAGUUCUGCCUCACCAACUAUAAGCAAUACUUAAAGAAAGAUGUGGUGGAGAUCACCAAAGAUCAAGAUUCUGACCAAAACGCCCUCGCUCUUCAGGUGAAAGAAGCUUUGGACAACAAGUACAGCUGGUACAACUGGGUGGUGGUGGUGUUUGACAAAAGUCAGUACAAAAAUAUCAUGCUUAAUGCUGAGUUUACCUUCAACAUUGGGAAUCUUGUAGUUGCUGUAGACUACACUGUAAAGGCAGACAUGACACAUGUUGAAGAGGUGAAGAAUACAGCCAGAGAGUGUUUAGAAAAUAUGAAGUGUGAACCUGAGACAAUUUCAAAAUUCUUUAUGACUGCACAGAGAUGCAGUCAUAAAUGGUUUCCAAAGGAUCAUAAUGAGGAAAUUACUAUUCCUCUGACAAAAUAUACCAAAGUUACACAAGUUGCCUAUGGAAACCAAUUUAUAGAGGUGCCAACACCUUUUCAUCGAGUGAAAUGUUCCUGGAGUGGCUAUGACAGUUGGAUUUCUGUUCAUUACUCCAGACUCUCACCUGUCUGUGUUACCAAUCAAUGUAAGAAUAAUGGGAUAUGCAAGAGGCUGCUACGGUCCAAUGAGUGGUUUUGCGAGUGUCCUGACAGUUACUAUGGAGACACAUGUGAAAAGCAAAUGAUCAUAACAGAGCCUGACCCCACACUGACACCAGUCCCAAACAGCCCUGUAGAGUCCAAACAGCAGGUCAUCAUUAUCGUAACUAUUAUUUCUGUUUUGAUUCUUUUGUUUGUUUUGGUGCUGACGGCGGUUCUGAAAUGUCGUAACCGUUCUUUGUGUCGUCAGCUCAGUGGUCCCUGCUUGGAGUUAAAAAGAGGCGGCGAACACCAGGGUUCAAAGGAUUGUAGAAAUCCAUGAAAUAAGCCUCAGCCAAUGUAUUACAGUUAGAGACAAUCACUGGGAACAUAUGAAUAGUUAUCCAUUAGCGUCAAGGCCUAACUGAUUCUACAGAAACUCUACUUCCUUUAUCUCACACUCCUGCUGUGUUUGGUUUUAUUCUGGUACAUUUACACCAGCUGUUUAGUCCACUUUAAUCCAACUCUAGUAAUUUUUGCCUAGAAAGUCUGGUUGGUUUGGGGAGAUGUGAAUACACAGUCGAACUCUGAUGUGGAUCAAAAAACGAAUGCUGGUCCGCCAACAAACUUUGUUCUCGUUUCGGUUGAAGUGAACUCUGGUGAGGUUUAAAUGCAUAAGUGAACGGCAAGCAGACCAGAGACCGCUCCAAAAGCAGGAAGUGGACUACAGCACAGGGCAUUCUGGGUAACUACAAACAAAACAAACGUGGAGUCUAGUGUUAGCGGGAGAAAUGAUUCAUGGUGUUUUGCCAAAGACAAAGAGAAAUCCGACAGCCGUUCAAAUCUGACGCUGCUCCAUUUUUCUUUCCAUUCUGUGAAGGAAGUUGCUCUCAGUUUCUUCUUCAGAGGUUUUCAUAUCGUUUCCUUCAGUGGUUCUUGGUGCAGCGCCCCCCACAGCUUUUAGUAAACAAAAACACAGAUUUCACUUUCAUUGUAUAAUUUGUUUUUGCCAUGACAAAAUUUCUUGUGAAUGUAUCUUGCAAUGGUUUUUCUCAUAAUGUAAAAUCACCUGAAUAUAAGUUUGCAUGUAUUCAGUAGUUGUAUUUUUAUUUAAAUAUGCAUGAAUGUAUUGGGGCUCUGCGGAGAAAAGAUUUAAUUUCUUUAAUGUAAACAAUAUAUGGAUUUAUUUUAAAUAA